CUCAAUCUGCUGCCUAAAGCUACACAAAGUCAACUGUGACGGCUCUACCUGGUCCUCCAAAACUCUUGAGGGACACUUGAAAGCUUUGUGCAGCAUCUGUGCUUCCAGGCUCAGCUGGUCUGGUCACCAUGCCUCCCUGGCAGAUCACUAGCAAAGAGAGAUAUGGAGUUGCAAUAUGUAAUUUUACAAGUCGAGGAUCGCCUCAAAUAUCCCUUCAAAUUGGAGAUGUAGUCCACAUAUUAGAGUCAUGGGAAGGCUGGUACAGAGGAUAUCUGGUGAAACAGAGGAUGCAUGUGGGGAUAUUUCCUAAAUCCUUCAUCCAUAUCAAGGAAGCUACAAUCCAAAAGAAGAGAAAUACAGAAAACAUAGUUCCUGCUGAGAUUCCUUUGGUGCGUGAAGUUACAACUACCUUACGCGAAUGGGGAAACAUUUGGAAACAGUUAUACACGUCAAGCAAAAAGGAGAGAUUCCAGCAGGUCCAGUCAAUGAUGUGUGAUUUGAUGGAAUGGCGAUCACAGCUCCUUUCCGGCACCUUGCCAAAGGACGAAUUAAAGGAACUUAAGCAAAAAGUAACUUCAAAGAUUGACUACGGCAACAAAAUCCUUGAGCUUGAUUUGAUUGUACGAGAUGAAGAUGGAAAUAUCUUGGAUCCUGACAAAACAAGUGUUAUCAGCCUGUUCCAUGCCCACAAAGAAGCCACAGAGAAAAUCACUGAGCGGAUAAAAGAAGAAAUUACCAGAGAUCAAAAUGACUUUGCUAUGCAUGGCCGUAUAACUUCUUCACCCACGCACAGUCUUUAUGUCUUUGUAAGAAACUUUGUCUGCAGAAUAGGGGAAGAUGCCGAGCUUUUUAUGUCAUUGUACGAUCCUCAGAAACAAGCAAUUAUAAGUGAGAAUUAUUUGGUGAGAUGGGGAAGCAAAGGAUUUCCUAAAGAAAUAGACAUGCUUAACAAUUUAAAGGUUGUUUUUACAGAUCUUGGAAACAAGGACCUUAAUAGAGACAGAAUUUAUUUAGUGUGCCAAAUUGUUAGAAUUGGAAGAAUGGACCUUAAAGAAGCAAAUAUAAAGAAGUGCACUCUAGGAUUAAGGCGACCCUUUGGAGUUGCAGUAAUGGACAUCACUGACGUAAUGAAAGGGAAAGCUGAAAGCGAUGAAGAAAAGCAGCAUUUUAUACCCUUCCAUCCGGUUGCAGCAGAGAAUGAUUUUUUGCACAGCCUUCUUAACAAAGUCACAGCACUAAAAGGAGACAGCGGUGGACAAGGUCUUUGGGUUACAGUAAAGAUGUUGGUUGGCGAUUCUGUUCAGAUUCGGAAGGACUAUCCUCAUCUUGUGGACAGAACUACAGUUAUUGCAAGGAAGCUAGGAUUCCCUGAAAUAAUCAUGCCAGGGGAUGUAAGGAAUGACAUUUACAUUACAUUAGUAAGUGGGGAUUUUGACAGAGCCACACAGAGGAAUGUUGAAGUUAUUAUGUGUGUGUGUGAUGAAGAAGGAAAAGUCCUGCCAAAUGCCAUCUGCUUGGGAGCUGGGGACAAACCUGUCAGUGAAUAUAGGUCUGUCCUGUAUUAUCAGAUCAAACAGCCACGCUGGAUGGAAACCAUAAAGGUUGCUGUUCCAAUUGAGGAAAUGCAGCGCAUACACCUGCGGUUCAUGUUCAGGCACAGAUCAUCUAUGGAAUCAAAAGACAGAGGAGAGAGGAACUUUGCCAUGGCCUAUGUUAAGCUGAUGAAAGAUGAUGGAACAACGCUGCACGAUGGAAGCCAUGACUUGGUGGUUUUAAAGGGUGAUAGCAAGAAAAUGGAAGAUGCCAGCACUUAUCUUUCCCUUCCCUCUACCCGUCAGCAAAUGGACGUGAAAAGUUCAACCUUCAUCAGAAAUAGUGGCAGUUCUGGUGGACUGUCAGUCAGUUCACGUGAUUCUUUUGCCAUUUCAACACUUGUAUGUUCAACCAAAUUGACCCAAAAUGUUGGUCUACUUGGACUUUUGAAGUGGCGUAUGAAGCCUGAGCUUCUGCAAGAAAAUUUGGAAAAGCUGAAAAUUGUAGAUGGAGAGGAAGUUGUAAAAUUUCUUCAAGAUACUCUUGAUGCCCUGUUUAAUAUCAUGAUGGAGCAUUCCCAUUCAAACAAAUAUGAUAUACUAGUCUUUGAUGCUUUAAUUUACAUUAUUGGACUUAUUGCUGAUCGGAAAUUCCAACAUUUUAACACUGUUUUAGAAGCCUACAUAAAGCAACAUUUUAGUGCCACUUUGGCUUAUAAGAAGCUAAUGACUGUUUUGAAGAAAUAUUUGGAUAUUUCCAGCAGAGGAGAGCAGUGCGAGCCAAUUCUAAGGACUUUGAAAGCGCUGGAAUAUGUGUUCAAGUUCAUUGUGCGGUCGAGGACAUUAUUUUCACAGCUCUACGAAGGCAAAGAGCAGACAGAGUUUGAAGAGUCCAUGAGAAAACUUUUUGAGUCUAUAAAUAAUCUCAUGAAGAGUGAAUGCAAGACUACAAUCUUAUUACAGGUUGCUGCUCUGAAAUAUCUACCUUCAGUUCUACAAGAUGUGGAGUCAGUAUUUGAUGCCAGACUGCUUAGCCAACUGCUGUAUGAGUUCUACACGUGCAUUCCUCCAGACAAAUUACAGCAGCAAAAAGUACAGUCCAUGAAUGAGAUCGUUCGCAGUAACCUGUUUAAGAAACAAGAAUGCCGUGAUAUUUUGUUACCCAUGAUCACCACAGAGUUAAAGGAGUGGUUAGAACAUGGAAAACUAGAGUUAUCCCAAUCCCAGAACAAUAAGAAGUAUUGUGUGAAUUUGCUCAACAGCAUUCUGGAGGUGCUCAGCGGUCAAGAUGCGAAAACAACCUUCUAUCACAUCCAAGAAAUUACCGAACAACUUCUGCAAACAGUAAACAGAACGGUCAUAAUGAUGGGACGAGACCAAGAAUUAAUAAGUAAUUUUGUGGCAUGUAUGACGGCAAUUCUACAGCAAAUGGAUGACAAACAUUAUACUCAUUACAUUGGAACUUUUCAGUCAAGUUCAGACUUAGUGGACUUUUUAAUGGAGACAUUUAUAAUGUUUAAAGAUCUUAUUGGAAAGAAUGUUUAUCCUUCGGACUGGAUGACUAUGAGCAUGGUACAGAACAGAGUUUUCUUAAGAGCGAUUGACAAGUUUGCCAGAACCAUGAACCAAAAAUAUCUUGAAAACAUGAGUUUUGAAGUGCAGCUCUGGAACAAUUAUUUUCAUCUGGCAGUGGCUUUUAUUACUCAGGAUUCUCUACAGCUGGAGAAUUUCUCUCAUGACAAGCGCAAUGAGAUUUUGGACAAGUAUGAAGACAUGAGAUGCUUGAUAGGUUUCGCAAUACGUGACAUGUGGUACAAGCUUGGUCAGAACAAAAUUUGCUUCAUUCCUGGAAUGGUUGGACCUAUUCUAGAAAUGACUCUCAUACCUGAAGGUGAAUUACGCAAAGCCACAAUCCCAAUCUUCUUUGAUAUGAUGCUAUGCGAAUACCAAAGACAUGGAGAUUUUAAAAAGUUUGAGAAUGAGAUAAUACUGAAACUGGACCAUGAAGUUGAAGGAGGGCGAGGUGACUGGCAGUACAUGCAACUUUUUGAAACAAUAUUGCUGGAUUACGCUGCAAACCAUCCUUCCAUCUUUGAGGCAGUGGAAAGCUUUGUGACUCUGAUAAAAGGCCUGUUGGAGAGGUUAUUGGAUUACAGGGCGGUGGUGACUGAUGAGAGCAAAGACAACCGGAUGAGCUGCACAGUCAACUUAUUGAACUUCUACAAAGAUAUUAAUCGGGAAGCAAUGUACAUCAGAUACCUAUACAAGCUCAGAGAUUUCCAUUUGGACUGUGAAAACUACACAGAGGCAGCAUAUACUCUCCUGCUCCAUACAAGGCUCCUAAAGUGGACAGAUGAGCAGUGUUCACCCCAGGUCAUGCAGACAGAAUUCCAAAGUUCACAAACUCACCGUCAGCUAAAGGAGACCUUGUAUGGAGUUAUCAUUGGAUACUUUGACAAAGGAAAGAUGUGGGAGGAAGCAAUAUCCCUGUGCAAACAAUUGGCAGACCAAUAUGAAAUGGAAAUCUUUGACUAUGAACUACUGAGCCAGUGUUUGACAGAGCAAGCAAAAUUUUAUGAAAACAUAAUGAAAAUUCUUCGUCCGAAGCCAGAUUACUUUGCAGUUGGAUACUAUGGGCAAGGAUUUCCAACAUUCCUCCGGAACAAGGUGUUCAUUUAUCGAGGAAAAGAAUAUGAGCGGAGAGAAGAUUUUUUGGCACAGUUGAUGAGCCAGUUCCCUUUCUCAGAGAAGCUGAACACUACCUCAUCCCCUGGAGACAAUAUCAAGAACUCCCCUGGACAAUAUAUCCAGUGUUUCACAGUACAACCUGUGCUGGAGGCAAAACCCCAGUUUAAGAAUAAACCUGUUCCUGAUCAGAUUAUAAACUUUUACAAGUCAAAUUAUGUGCAAAGAUUUCACUAUUCAAGACCUGUAAGAAAAGGCUCCAUUGAUCCUGAGAACGAGUUUUCUUCCAUGUGGAUUGAAAGAACAACUUUUGUCACGGCUUACAGGUUACCUGGAAUACUACGUUGGUUUGAGGUUACAUCAGUGUCUCAUACAACCAUUAGUCCUCUUGAAAAUGCAAUUGAAACUAUGUCUGCCACCAAUGAGAAGAUACUGAUGCUUAUAAAUCAGUACCAGAGAGAUGAAAAUCUGCCAAUAAAUCCAUUAUCCAUGUGUCUGAAUGGGAUUGUUGACCCUGCUGUCAUGGGCGGCUUUGCAAAAUAUGAAAAGGCUUUCUUUACUGAAGAAUACACACGGGAGCAUCCUGAAGAUUGUGAGAAGCUGCACAAACUGAAGGAUCUUAUCGCUUGGCAGACACCUCUCCUUGGGGCUGGAAUACGAAUUCAUGAAAAAAGAGUCACUGAAGACCUUCGUCCUUUCCAUGACCGAAUGGAGGAAUGUUUUAGGAGUUUAAAAAUGAAGGUUGAAAAGCAAUAUGGCAUGAGAGAAUUGCCUGACUUUGAUGAUGGAAGAGUGGGAAGGCCAAGAUCCAUGUUACGAUCCUAUCGACAGAUGUCUAUCAUAUCUAUGACUUCAAUGACAUCUGACUGCAGCACUCCCAACAAGCCUGCAGCAGAAAGUAAAUUUGAUCUUGAAACCUCUAUGUCCAAAUCAAAACCUCCUGAAAAUGAAGGAGAGCCUUCUCCAGUGUCCAGUGAACCUGAUGUAAAACUGCGGAGAUCUCGCAAGAAAAAUAAAAGGAGCAGUGUGGUAUUUGCUGAUGAAAAAACAUCUUCUGAAGCAUCUCUGUCAGAGUCAAAGAGAUUGUCAAGGAAGCAGGAAUUUAUGAGUGACACCAACCUCUCAGAUCGUGUAACGGCACAGCAAAGUACUUCUGUUCUCAAGCAAAUGAGCUUUGCAAGUCGCUCUAUGCCAACAAUACCAGCAUUAACUUUAUCAGUUGCCAAUGGUUCAACAAGUGAAGAUCCAAAUCCGUCCUACAGGAUGAGCCAACCAAAUGCAGGUGCCCUGGAGUCAGACAGGAAGAUUGCGAAGAAAAGCAGCAAAGUGAACCAGUUCUUUAAGACAAUUCGCUCCACCAAGGGCACCGAUGAUGGAAAGCAGACUAUGGACCCGCAAAAUGAAACAUUGUUUCUUAACCUGUGAUUUUUGUGUUCAAGUGACAAUAAUCUCUAAAUGGGGACACGGUUUCCAUGUAAAAUCAAUCUUCAUUACUGUUAUUAAUGCAGAAAAGUAAAAAUUACCAAAAAAUUUAAUUAAUUUGUGUACAACAAUGGAGAGCAGAGAUGGAAAGAAGGUCAAGGUAUAUGUUCACAAAGACAAAACAUAUUUUUGCCCUAUUCUAGAGCAAAGUACCCCUAUUAUAUAAAUCUUUUUUUUAUCUGAAUAACUAUAUUCAGUGAACAAUUAUUUCCUAUGUAAAACUGUCCCAGCUUCAGACAUAUCAAACAUGUAGCUAGAAACAGUACAUCCCUACUGUUUUUAUGGAGAGAAACAAAGGGUAACCUGGAAAUACCUGCAGUAUGCUACUUUGGAGUAAACCCUUUUGAUCAAAAAAGUGAUAAAAAAAAAAUUUGUAUAAAAAAAAAAAUAUACAAAUAUAAUAAAAUGCUAUGUGAAGCAACCAUAAGAAAUACUGUAGUUAUGAGGGUUUGUUUGGCUUAUGGUUAUUAUAGGAAAUACACAAAAUUCCCAUAAAUGAAUCAUCUUCCUAUAUAUCCUACAUCCAUGUGGCUGCUGUGAAGAAAGUCUCUAAAGCAGUGAUUCCCACCCAUAGUGCCUCCAGCUGUUGCAAAAUUACAACUCCCAGUAUGUCAAUACAACCAAUCCGGGCAUGCUGAAGUUGUAGUUUUACAAUAGCUGGUGGCAGACUGGUUGGCAAACACUGCUCUAAAGUAUUGUUCACAGAAAAGAGUAGCAUUGACAAGCUGGCUGCCCCCGUGUUUAUAUAAAACAGCAUAAAAAACUACAUAGAAGAUAAAUGACUAAAAGGGAACCUGUCAUCAUUUUCAAGCUGCCUGAUCUGAGAGUCAUUGGGGCAGUCCCUGCUGGCCUUUCCCUGCCCCACUGGCCUUUAUUGACAGAUGUUUGGGUACAAGGAGAAAUCUAUUAGUCAAGGCUGGUGGGGCGGGCAGAAGCCACCAGGGACCGCCCUGAUGACUUGUGGUUCAGAAAGCAUGAAAGUGAUAACGGGUAAUAAUACCCCAGCUGAGCACCAUGGAAAAAGCUUCUAACAAAUUGCCAGGGACAAAGUCUAAAAUAGGCUGCAUAGAGUAAUGACAGUAAAAUAACUUUGUCAGCAAAUCGAUAAAUAUUUCUUAAUGAAGGCUACUGGAUAAGAAUGGCUGUUCUUAAAUUUAGGCUUAGAAAGGUCUAAUUGAUAUGGAAUGCCAAGCUACUUUUUCUCUGCUUUUAGUCAGUUUCACUGUAUCUUAUCUACUCAACUUGUUUUUACUAAAAAAAGAGCACACAAACCUGUACCAAUCUGCCAUGUAGGAAUGUAGUUAAAGAGGCGGCAUAGAGCAUUCUGCCAUAUUAAUCAGAUAUACAAAGGUACAAAAACCUUUAAAUGAAAACUAAACAUUGAACUGAAAUAUGUUGUAAAGACUGUUUUGUGCAAGGUUCUUCAGUCAUAUAGAAUGUGGCUUCUUUUUGUAUGGUGUUUUUUUUAUUAACAAAAGUGACGAAACAAUUUUAUAUUUUUACACUUUUUUGUAUGUUCAUUUUUAUUGUUUUCACAUAUAAUCAACUUUGUGCAUGCUGUGUGAUAAAAUAAAAGCUAUAGC
This is a messenger RNA of Hyla sarda, 7282 nucleotides long. It is a transcript of the gene DOCK2, whose product is annotated as dedicator of cytokinesis 2. Gene Ontology annotation, molecular function: small GTPase binding; guanyl-nucleotide exchange factor activity. NCBI's taxonomy places the organism in Eukaryota, Metazoa, Chordata, Amphibia, Anura, Hylidae. The coding region runs from base 129 to 5642 and encodes 1837 amino acids. The record is from RefSeq and is a predicted model, not a curated record. Gene Ontology annotation, biological process: small GTPase-mediated signal transduction; cell migration. Gene Ontology annotation, cellular component: cytoplasm; plasma membrane. The transcript is spliced from 52 exons.